UCGUGAUCCACCUGCCUCAACCUCCCAAAGUGUUGGGAUUACCGGCGUGAGCCACCGCUCCCGGUCUGACAGUUAUUUCUUACAUGAAAAUACACAGAUGUUGAACUAAAACCUGAUUUAAGACGAAAUAUAUAAUACCAAAUGGCAUUAUAGAUUUUGCCCAAUUUUCUCAACCCUUUUCUCCUUCACCAUCCUACAGAGAGCUAGAGAUGUUGAAUAGAUAAAGCAAGAUGGGGACCUGAUUUAUUGACUUGUCUGCGAGAGUCUUGUCACUUAAGCAGAAGGAAAUUUGUGGAAACAAAAAAGGGAAAGAGGAUAGAACCAGUUUGUCUAUUAAGAUUACACAGUAUCUCAUUUAAUUUCCUGCCACUUUCUUUCCUUAAGGUGGGAGUUUUCUUUUUAAUCUUCCUCCCUACAUUUGAGAAUUUUUGAGUGGGGAAUAAAUGUAGCAUACCAUUCUGACUGGUUGAGGGAAGGAAGGAUAGUUUAGUAUUUGUUAAUUCAUUCAAAAUAUUGAGCCUCUGUAAGUACAUUGCAGUCCUGAACGUAAUGACAGGACUCCCACCCUUUUGGAACCUGGGAUGGGAGCAGAAUGCUAAGAAGGGCGUUGAAGGAAAUGCUACAAUGAAAAAGAAAUGGAAUCUAGUUCAUCAGACUACUGUAAUAAAGACAAUGAAGAGGAAAGUUUGCUUGCAAAUGUUGCUUCCUUAAGACAUGAACUGAAGAUAACAGAAUGGAGUUUGCAGAGUUUAGGGGAAGAGUUAUCCAGUGUUAGUCCAAGUGAAAAUUCUGAUUAUGCCCCUAAUCCUUCAAGGUCUGAAAGGCUAAUUUUGGAUGUUCAGCCUAGCCACCCUGGACUUCUGAAUUAUUCACCUUAUGAAAACGUUUGUAAAAUAUCUGGUAGCAGCACUGAUUUUCAAAAAAAGGCAAGAGAUAAGAUGUUUUCAUCUUCUACCCCUGUGGAUCAGGAGAUUAAAAGCCUUCGAGAGAAACUAAAUAAACUUAGGCAACAGAAUGCUUGUUUGGUCACACAGAAUCAUUCCUUAAUGACCAAAUUUGAAUCUAUCCACUUUGAAUUAACACAGUCAAGAGCAAAAGUUUCCAUGCUUGAAUUUGCUCAACAGCAGGCAGCCAGUGUCCCAAUCUUAGAAGAACAGAUUAUAAAUUUGGAAGCAGAGGUUUCAGCUCAAGAUAAAGUUUUGAGAGAGGCAGAAAAUAAGCUGGAACAGAGCCAGAAAAUGGUAAUUGAAAAGGAACAGAGUUUGCAGGAGUCCAAAGAGGAAUGUAUAAAAUUAAAGGUGGACUUACUUGAACAAACCAAACAAGGAAAAAGAGCUGAACGACAAAGGAAUGAAGCACUGUACAAUGCUGAAGAGCUGAGUAACGCUUUCCAACAAUAUAAAAAGAAAGUGGCUGAAAAACUGGAAAAGGUUCAAGCUGAAGAAGAAAUAUUAGAGAGAAAUCUAAUUAACUGUGAAAAAGAAAAUAAAAGGCUACAAGAAAAGUGUGGUCUAUGUAAAAGUGAACUUGAAAUUCUGAAAGAGAAAUUAAGGCAGUUAAAAGAAGAAAAUAACAAUGGAAAAGAAAAACUAAGGAUCAUGGCAGUGAAAAAUUCAGAAGUCAUGGCACAGCUAACUGAAUCUAGACAAAGUAUUUUGAAGCUAGAGAGUGAGUUAGAGAACAAAGACGAAAUACUUAGAGACAAAUUUUCUUUAAUGAAUGAAAACCGAGAAUUAAAGGUCCGUGUUGCAGCACAGAAUGAGCGACUAGAUUUAUGUCAACAAGAAAUUGAAAGUUCAAGGGUAGAACUAAGAAGUAUGGAAAAGAUUAUAUCCCAGUUGCCAUUAAAGAGAGAAUUAUUUGGCUUUAAAUCGUCUCUUUCUAAAUACCAGAUGAGUAGCUUCUCAAACAAGGAAGACCGUUGCAUUGGCUGCUGUGAGGCAAAUAAAUUGGUGAUUUCGGAAUUGAGAAUUAAGCUUGCAAUAAAAGAGGCAGAAAUUCAAAAGCUUCAUGCAAACCUGACUGCAAAUCAGUUAUCUCAGAGUCUUAUUACUUGUAAUGACAGCCAAGAAAGUAGCAAAUUAAGUAGUUUAGAAACAGAACCUGUAAAGCUAGGUGGUCAUCAAGUGGCAGAAAGCGUGAAAGAUCAAAAUCAACAUACUAUGAACAAGCAAUAUGAAAAAGAGAGGCAAAGACUUGUUACUGGAAUAGAAGAGCUACGUACUAAGCUGAUACAAAUAGAAGCUGAAAAUUCUGAUUUGAGGGUUAACAUGGCUCACAGAACUAGUCAGUUUCAGCUGAUUCAAGAGGAGCUGCUAGAGAAAGCUUCAAACUCCAGCAAACUGGAAAGUGAAAUGACAAAGAAAUGUUCUCAACUUUUAACUCUUGAGAAACAGCUGGAAGAAAAGAUAGUUGCUUAUUCCUCUAUUGCUGCAAAAAAUGCAGAACUAGAACAGGAGCUUAUGGAAAAGAAUGAAAAGAUAAGGAGUCUAGAAACCAAUGUUAAUACAGAGCAUGAGAAAAUUUGUUUAGCCUUUGAAAAAGCAAAGAAAAUUCACUUGGAACAGCAUAAAGAAAUGGAAAAGCAGAUUGAAAGACUUGAAGCUCAACUAGAGAAAAAGGAUCAACAAUUUAAAGAACAAGAAAAGACUAUGUCCAUGUUGCAACAAGAUAUAAUAUGCAAACAGCAUCAUCUUGAAUCACUAGAUAGACUCUUGACGGAAAGCAAAGGGGAAAUGGAAAAGGAAAAUAUGAAGAAAGAUGAAGCUUUAAAAGCAUUACAGAACCAAGUAUCUGAAGAAACAAUCAAGGUUAGGCAACUAGAUUCAGCAUUAGAAAUUUGUAAGGAAGAACUUGUCUUGCAUUUGAAUCAAUUGGAAGGAAAUAAGGAAAAGUUUGAAAAACAGUUAAAGAAGAAAUCUGAAGAGGUAUAUUGUUUACAGAAAGAGCUAAAAAUAAAAAAUCACAGUCUUCAAGAGACUUCUGAGCAAAACAUUAUUCUACAGCAUACUCUUCAGCAACAGCAGCAAAUGUUACAACAAGAGACAAUUAGAAAUGGAGAGCUGGAAGAUACUCAAACUAAACUUGAAAAACAGGUGUCAAAACUGGAACAAGAACUUCAAAAACAAAGGGAAAGUUCAGCUGAAAAGUUGAGAAAAAUGGAGGAGAAAUGUGAAUCAGCUGCACAUGAAGCAGAUUUGAAAAGGCAAAAAGUGAUUGAGCUUACUAGCACUGCCAGGCAAGUAAAGCUUGAGAUGGAUCAGUACAAAGAAGAGCUGUCUAAAAUGGAAAAGGAAAUAAUGCACCUCAAACGAGAUGGAGAAAAUAAAGCAAUGCACCUCUCUCAAUUAGAUAUGAUCUUAGAUCAGACAAAGACAGAGCUAGAAAAGAAAACAAAUGCUGUAAAGGAGUUAGAAAAGUUACAGCACAGUACUGAAACUGAACUAACAGAAGCCUUGCAAAAACGGGAAGCACUUGAGACUGAACUACAAAAUGCUCAUGGAGAAUUAAAAAGUACUUUAAGACAACUCCAGGAAUUGAGAGAUGUACUACAGAAGGCUCAGUUAUCAUUAGAGGAAAAAUACACUACUAUAAAGGAUCUCACAGCUGAACUUAGAGAAUGCAAGAUGGAGAUUGAAGACAAAAAGCAGGAGCUCCUUGAAAUGGAUCAGGCACUUAAGGAGAGAAAUUGGGAACUAAAGCAAAGAGCAGCUCAGGUUACACAUUUGGAUAUGACUAUUCGCGAACACAGAGGAGAAAUGGAACAAAAAAUAAUUAAAUUAGAAGGUACCCUGGAGAAAUCAGAAUUGGAACUUAAAGAAUGUAACAAACAGAUAGAAAGUUUGAAUGACAAGUUACAAAAUGCUAAAGAACAGCUUCGAGAAAAAGAGUUUAUAAUGCUACAAAAUGAACAGGAGAUAAGUCAACUGAAAAAAGAAAUCGAAAGAACACAACAAAGGAUGAAAGAAAUGGAGAGUGUUAUGAAAGAGCAGGAACAGUACAUUGCCACUCAGUACAAGGAGGCCAUAGAUUUGGGGCAAGAAUUGAGGCUAACCCGGGAGCAGGUGCAGAACUCUCAUACAGAAUUGGCGGAGGCUCGUCGUCAACAAGUCCAAGCACAGAGAGAAACAGAAAGGCUCUCUAGCGAACUGGAGGAUAUAAAGCAACUCUCUAAAGAGAAAGAUGCUCAUGGAAACCAUUUAGCUGAAGAAUUGGGGGCUUCUAAAGUACGUGAAGCUCAUUUAGAAGCAAGAAUGCAAGCAGAAAUCAAGAAAUUGUCAGCAGAAGUAGAAUCUCUCAAAGAAGCUUAUCAUAUGGAGAUGAUUUCACAUCAAGAGAACCAUGCAAAGUGGAAGAUUUCUGCUGACUCUCAAAAGACUUCUGUUCAGCAACUAAAUGAACAAUUAGAGAAGGCAAAACUGGAAUUAGAAGAAGCUCAGGAUACUGUAAGCAAUUUGCAUCAACAAGUCCAAGAUAGGAAUGAAGUAAUUGAAGCUGCAAAUGAAGCAUUACUUACUAAAGAAUCAGAAUUAACCAGAUUACAAGCCAAAAUUUCUGGACAUGAAAAGGCAGAAGACACCAAGUUUCUACCAGGCCCAUUUACAUCUCCAACAGAAAUUAUGCCUGAUGUUCAAGAUCCAAAAUUUGCUAAACAUUUUCACACAUCUUUUUCCAAGUGUACAAAAUUACGUCGCUCUAUUAGUGCCAGUGAUCUUACUUUCAAAACUCAUGGUGAUGAAGAUCUUUCUGAAGAAUUACUACAGGACUUGAAGAAAAUGCAAUUAGAACAGCCUUCAACAUCAGAAGAAAGCCGUAAGAAUCUGACUUACACCCAGCCAGACUCAUUUAAACCUCUCACGUAUAACCUAGAAGAUGAUAGUUCUGAGAGUAAUGACUUUAGCACGCUUAGUGGGAUGCUAAGGUACAUAAACAAAGAAGUAAGACUAUUAAAAAAGUCUUCUAUGCAGACAGGUGCUGGUUUAACUCAGGGAGAAAAUGUGUAAUUAAAAGAAGAUACCGAUAUGUUGAAAAAAAUGGAAUUUUUGGUACUGUGCUGUGUUUACUUAUUAUAUGUAGCUCAUACUUCAUAGAAGCUGUUAUUUUGCUUUUGAAUAAAUUUUAUAUUUCAAUAUUUUAAAAGAAAGCCCCACUAAAACUUAAUUAUAUUUUUAAAGAAAAUUUAUUAUUUUAUUUAUUGUUUUUUGGCUUAAACUUGCUGCUUUCCUUUGCUUUUUAUAUAAAAAUCAUUGUUAAAAUGCAUAAGUACAUUGAGGAAUGUAAAUUUUUUUUGUUUUUGAAAUGAAAGGCCUCACAUAUUUACUACUGAACCUAGCCAACCAAUGCGUUCAUAACAGAUGCAGAGAGAAAAAAUAUAUUCCCAACAAAACAUGUCAAACUCUCCAGAUAGUGGUGACAUUUUCACCUUGAUAUGGUAACAUGAUUGUGACUUUCAGACAGCAUAAAUAUGUUUGCCAUCUCAUGUGCAGUUCCUUAUAGACCCAGCUUGGUUCUUCUCCAUUGUCUCCUUUUGGUUUUAUUUUAUUAAUAAAAUCCUGAUUUUAUUACCAGUUUUCAUCCGAA
Messenger RNA from Macaca mulatta (Rhesus monkey), 5580 nucleotides. The record is from RefSeq and is a predicted model, not a curated record. NCBI's taxonomy places the organism in Eukaryota, Metazoa, Chordata, Mammalia, Primates, Cercopithecidae.